Messenger RNA from Homarus americanus (American lobster), 802 nucleotides. RefSeq names its product protein spinster homolog 1-like. Gene Ontology annotation, molecular function: transmembrane transporter activity. Lineage: Eukaryota; Metazoa; Arthropoda; Malacostraca; Decapoda; Nephropidae. The transcript is spliced from 2 exons. The coding region runs from base 260 to 778 and encodes 172 amino acids. The record is from RefSeq and is a predicted model, not a curated record. Gene Ontology annotation, cellular component: membrane. Gene Ontology annotation, biological process: transmembrane transport.
GGUGAUAGUGUCAACAGCUUGGUCAAGGUGGCAUAAUGUCUCAGUUGUCUUGUGGUAGCCGUAGGGUGAAGUACUACACCUCCAUCUAGGGUUGUGAAGUGACUGAAACCUAUUACAAAAAUUAAACUAACCCUAAAUUAUUCAAAAAAAGGGGGAAUUAAAUAGAGAGAAGUACUACACCUCCAUCUAGGGUUGUGAAGUGACUGAAACUUAUUACAAAAAAUUAAACUAACCCUAAAUUAUUAAAAGGGGGAAUUAAAUGCCGCCAUAUAAUAUACAAAAACCUGGUGAUUCACUUAAACUAGAAAACAUCAACAAUAUGGAAGGAGAUGAUGGUCUUAGGAGUAAUUUAUCCCAUCAGGAGUUAAUUACUGACCCAGAGGUAAUUGUGGUGACCUCUAACAAUGGUGACCAGGAAGUUGAAGAGGAACAACAGCCUCGGAGGGUCACCAAGACACAGGUCAUUACAGUUGCUGUCCUGUGCUACGUUAACCUCAUCAACUAUAUGGAUAGAUUUACAAUAGCAGGUAUUCUCAUCAACAUCCAGCACACGUUUAGCAUCAAUGACUCCCAGUCUGGCCUUCUACAGACAGCCUUCGUCUUGGUCUACAUGGUCAUGGCUCCUAUGUUUGGUUUCUUGGGCGACAGAUUCUCCAGGAAAUAUUUAAUGGCGGUUGGGAUCUUUUUCUGGAGUCUUUCAACCGUUGUGGGGUCUUUUAUGCCGGUAAGACUCGUUCAUCACUGUUUUAUAUCAUGUAAGACUCCCCUUCGUGACUAACCUAACCCAACCUAACUUUUCCCA